Messenger RNA from Closterium sp. NIES-67, 2305 nucleotides. NCBI's taxonomy places the organism in Eukaryota, Viridiplantae, Streptophyta, Zygnematophyceae, Desmidiales, Closteriaceae. The record is from the annotation of a GenBank genome assembly.
CGGCCUUGUUCGAGCAAGGGAAGUUCGCGACGUUUACCCUUCCGGGCGCACAGUGUGUGUGCAGAGCUCGGCUUUGUUCCCUUCAGGUUGGCAGCGAAGCAUCGCUCAGCUUAGUUCAGGAACAGGCGACUCAGAAACCCUUCAGCACGCUUCCCGCCGAGUUAUUGAGUGUGGGACUCUAAUGUUAGGUAGUUGUUGGCGGCUACUUUGUGCCCUUGUUGUCCUUGCUAGCAUGCAGCGUACAAGGUAAGGAAGGGCGUACGGACCCAGCAAUAUAUCUGGUGCGUACGCACCAGUUACCAAUGGCGCAGGGCCAAGAAUCGAUAAUGGCCCUUCCAUGGAGAACUUUCCAAAGAAGGCACCAUCUUAUAGUUCUUUCACUAGUCGCACUUUUAGCAUCUCUCCCCAUCGCUACGCUAGCCAGUCACAUAAGUCCCGCCGGUACGGCCUACGCUCAAAGCGCCACGUCGGAAGAUGUUCCCCUCGAUAUUGUCGACCCCGCCAUAGACAAAUACAGGUCCUCAGACAAACAGCUCGACUCGCCGAACGGGGGUGACAAUAGCAAGCUCUCGACUACAAUGGAGGGAGGUAGCGGCGGCGGUGGAGGAAGCACGACGGAGGAGGGAGGAAGGAGCAGUAGUGGCGGUAGGAGUAAAGACGACGGCAUGUGGGACUGGAGCUUCACCGACCCCGGCACUUCCUCCGAUGGUGCCGUUGACGGCGGUGCAAAUGGCGGCGACGGUAGCGCGUCUGAUGGGCAAGCAGGCUCUGGAAGCGACAGUGGCAAUGGCGGCAAUAACAACAAGAUUUCCGUGCAGGACGAGCCCUUUGUGGACCACUCGCCCGCUGACGGCGGCGGCUCAAACGGCACUUCGCCCGACUCCGGCGCGACAGAUAACGCCCCGCCUGCUACAGACGACGGCUCCUCUGCUACGGGCGACGGCUCCUCUGCUACAGACCACGGCUCCUCUACUACGGGCGACGGCUCCUCUGCUACAAACGACGGUUCCGGAGCCGGGAGCACCCAGAAGAAGCAAGCCGCGCAGCAAAAACCGAUGGGCGGAACGGAGACGCCGGAAGCGCCCGCGGAUGCGCCCCCUUCCUCGCCUCCCCCGCGUCCCUUACCACAAGACGCAAGCCCCGCAGAGCCCUCCGCGCCGGCGGACACCAGCGGCGCGCAGGAGGAUUAUCCGCAGGGGGAAGAUCCGCAGGGGGGAGAUCCGCAAGCGGGAGACGCUGGGGGGAAAGAUGCGAACGGGGAGGCCAGUGGGCGCAAGUCGAGCGCCUCUGUGCCAAAUGAUCAUCCGCCCCCGCCUCCUGAGCCGACGCCCCCAGAGGAGUGCGACGAGUGCGCGGUGGCGAUGGGAAACGCCUGUCCGCCGUCGACUCUCCCGGGCUACAACUACUCGGCGCAGCUCUACGACUCCAAGAUUAUACUGCAUUGGAGUGUAGAGGGGUGCACUGUACAUAUGGCGCUCGAAGCCACGCAGGAGAGCUACGCGGGCAAUGGCUGGCUCGGUAUAGGCUGGUCCGAUAACGGCCAGAUGGCCCCUGCAGACGCUGUGAUUGGUAACACGCCGGGUGUAGCUCCGUAUGAAAUGACUGGUUACCGGCGAACUGAGGUGUUCCCGACGCGGAAUUUCUCGCUGGGGUUUGAUGUGGCCGUUGAAGCAUCGCCGGAUUGCUCUACUAUCAUCAAGUUUUCUCGGGAGAAUGGCACGGGGUCGCAGUCGCCGUUCCACAUAGAGGGCAAGAGCUGGGUGGUGUGGGCGCACUCGAGAAACCUCAUGACCACCCUCUCCUACCACGGCGCCGCCAUGGGUAUUGCCAUUGUGGACUACUCGUGCAACUACGCCCCGCAGAUCAUCCGAGCGCCUCAGAGCAGGAAGCCCAGGCCUGGCUGCGGCGUCGACUGCAAGGAUGGUGAUGAUGACCAUGACGAUGACGACUGCCAGACGAUUGAGUGCGAACAGUGGAAGGCGGCGAGGAGGGCGCGGCGGUGGGCACUCUGGCGGGCAUGGUGGCAGUUCUAUUGGGGGAUUCCCAAGGGCCCGAUUGUUACUCCUGACCCCGUUCCCUUCCGGCCGUAAAAGGCGGUCGUGAUACUAGAGGAAGCAUCUACACUAGGGCAUGUGACUAAUUGCCAAUUUGACAUGUGGCACGGGGGAAGUGUGGGGAAGAGCCAUAGCAUAGCCUCUAUUGUUCGAGGUUGUUUGGGUACAGUUUGAGGGGCUUGUGUGUUGGCUUUCAAAAGAUAUACCUGAUUAUCUUCGCACAACAGCGAUUUGUGUGCAACCCUUCAUGA